ACACCCACUCGUGAGGAGGGGGGCUAAGUGAAGUGAUAAGUCUGUGGUGGGUGCUAGGCUGUUGGACAGGUAGGUGAGGCUCUUAAAAAUCUGACAUUGUGUCGUCUGUGUGCUUGAUGGAUGGAAGCAGCACAGACGCAUCGUGUCCAUGAAACAACACCGCAGAGUUUGAAGUGUCAGCUGCGCCGGUCUCGCAUACAACGUACAUCUUCGUCUACACAGACAAAGGUGUCUCCCCCGAGAUGCAACGUUUGUUCUCUAUGUGUCGCGUGCCUCUGAUUGAUCAGCGAGAGAACCGAUGUCCACUCGUGUGCACAGGACUAGUGGAGAGAAUUGUCGCGCGAAAAGCACUGCACUCUAUCCUAGAAGGUCUCUUCUUCUCGUUCCUAACGGGUCCUUUCUUGUCGUUGACUAACUAGGCCUUUGUCAUUGUGGCCACAUACUCCAUCCCGUUGACGUUGGCCAUCAGACUCGACAGGGGGCAUCGACGCUCCACCUUCUCGAGCAACUCCUGAUGACACACCACACACACACACACACAUACAUACAGAGAGAGAGAGAGGGAGGGAGGGAGAGGUAUACACAUACAUACGUAUAUGUGCAUAAGUAUAUGCAUAUGUGUGUAUACCAUGUGUGUGUGUGUGUGUGUGUGCUGUGGUGUACACAUUGGCUCACGUGGAUGCGAUCAUCCGAUUCAUUUGUGGCAAUCUUCCCCUCGACCGUCACCUUCUGGAAGUGGCUCUGAACGUUUGGGUCUCCCUUGAGGCCCUUCACAUCGAGCUCACCCUUGGCCGUCCAGUCGAUCUGACGGAUGACCCACACAUGCCGACACACAUGCGUCACUCAGUGUAGGUGUGUUGAUGUCUGACCUGCAUGACGGCCACAUCUUACUCACCUUGUCGAAUUUCAUCUUCAUCUCGUUGGCCACUCCCACACUCAGCACGUGCAGACAACCACACAGGGCACCCAGGCUCGUCUCUGCAGCACACAGUUCUCACACACAAACAAACAUCAUCAUAUGUGACACCUUCAAACAGACACACUCAUGUGCCUGCAUCACACACAUACGGAUACGCACCAAGUGGGUUGGGCCCCUUGUCCUGGCCGCCCAGCUUCGCCGGCUCGUCAGUGAACUGCACCCAUCCACAUAUGCCACACACACACACACACACAAAAUCAACACAGAUGCUCAUCGACAACCAAAAAAUGUCCCAGCUCCUCCCCCUUUCCUCACCUGCGCGUGUUUGCCCGAGGUGUACUUACACGUCACCGACAUGGCGCCUGAACAGACAACACACAGAGUGGAAGCAGCAGAUCUGCAUGAGCAUCUUUCGUGUCAGCUGACCCUCGGCCUUGACGACAAAAGGCAUCAACGCCAGGCGACGCAUCGAUAGACGCAAAGCCAUCGCGACGACGAUGAAAGGCCACCGAAAUCCG
Molecule: messenger RNA, 1437 nt
Organism: Vitrella brassicaformis
Lineage: Eukaryota; Vitrellaceae
Source: the annotation of a GenBank genome assembly